AUGACAUUUUGGCACCAGAUCCGUGACUAUAAGCGCAAUGGAAGCAAGCAGGUUCAUACACAUAGAAAACUUCAGAGUUUUCCUUCUGACUCUGCUUCUGGUUCGUCCAGUGAUGGCCUUGCAGAUGAAGAUUCAGCGCUUGGUCGCGAUUUACUUGGGGCUAUUUGCGAAUCAGGAGCCAUGCUUUCUUAA
Sphenostylis stenocarpa is the source of this 192-nucleotide messenger RNA. NCBI's taxonomy places the organism in Eukaryota, Viridiplantae, Streptophyta, Magnoliopsida, Fabales, Fabaceae. The record is from the annotation of a GenBank genome assembly.